AAUGUUGAAGGCCUCGCUGCGCCACGCGAACCGACUUGAGCUUCCGGCGAAACUCUCAAAAUUAGCACGUUCCGCAAUGCACAAACCUCAAUCGGCCUCGUCAUCGGAACGUCCCGCACCGUAGUCGUCAGUAUCUCACGGAAGUGAAUAGGAUCUCGAGACACAGAAAAACAACUUGGAUGACGUCGAAAGCCCCGGAAAUUGUAUUUAGGAUGUCGUCGCGGAGGGGCAUCAGCGCUGUGUUCCCGUCGAAUAGAGGAGUAAACCGGCAGUCGUCGAGAGCAAGCGGGGCGGGAGUAGAUUCCCGGAGGAAUACGAGACGCUAUGUGACCCAAAGCUGUCAGUGCCAGGCUUCGAUCGCGGGGCUUACUGCGAAUCGAAUUCAUUUGCGGGGAGUAUCGAUACCUGGCAUAGCGUGCCAAAAGGCGCCAGUAUCAGAACUCUACCUUUCGAUGCUUUUCCAAACACGAGCCAACACCACCGCAUCCCGCCCGCAACCCCCCUAUUCCCCUCCCCCGCCACCACCACCACCAACCUCCGACCCACAUGAAUCGGCGUACGACACCACCGGCGAACCACGUUUAAAGUUCUCCCAACGCUUCGGCGCACCCAUUAGUGCUCUGCUACUGUACAGCUCUCUGACGAUGAUCUCCCUGCAGUAUCUGUGGGUGAGACUGACGUUCGAGGAGACGCGGUUGAAGGAGGAGGCAAGGAUAGAGGGGUUGCAGAGGGAACUCGAGGAGUGGAAACGGAAGGCCGAGGAGAAGAAAGGGGAUAGUGGGAUUGGGGUGAUAGGGACAUUGACGGGGAAGAGCACUUGGUGGAAGUUUUGGUGAUGACCCGCUGUAGAAUCGGCGCUUUGUACAGAAGGGGGUACAGGGUCCAAUUUCUAGAUGUCAGAGUAUAGAAGUGUCCACCACACGGCGUCCU
Fimicolochytrium jonesii is the source of this 930-nucleotide messenger RNA. RefSeq lists its product as uncharacterized. The transcript has 2 exons. The record is from RefSeq and is a predicted model, not a curated record. The coding region runs from base 180 to 836 and encodes 218 amino acids. NCBI's taxonomy places the organism in Eukaryota, Fungi, Chytridiomycota, Chytridiomycetes, Spizellomycetales, Powellomycetaceae.